This is a messenger RNA of Mercurialis annua (annual mercury), 381 nucleotides long. RefSeq lists its product as uncharacterized. Gene Ontology annotation, molecular function: nucleic acid binding. Bases 1 to 381 code for a protein of 126 amino acids. The record is from RefSeq and is a predicted model, not a curated record. Lineage: Eukaryota; Viridiplantae; Streptophyta; Magnoliopsida; Malpighiales; Euphorbiaceae. The transcript is spliced from 2 exons.
AUGACCAAAGUAACCAACCGGACGAUCCUAAAAGGGCAUAAGGCCAGGCUGGGGGAGUUCGAUAAACAGUGGCUGGAAGAGCUACCGAAGGUCAUAUGGGCUUACCGAACCACCCCAAGGGCAGGCACAGGAAACACCCCGUUCUCUUUGACAUAUGGGUGUGAGGCAAUGAUACCUGUAGAAAUCGGGAUGCCAACUCUAAGGGUCCAGUUCUUUGACGAGGCCAAAAACGAGGAAGAACAGAAGUUAUGCCUAGACCUGUUGGAAGAGCGAAGAGAGCAGACAUUGCUAAGGGAAAUGCUGGAGUGGGAAAGCUCGAACCCAACUGGGAAGGCCCAUAUCGAGUCACUGAGGUCGGACGAGCAGGAGCUUACAAGAUAG